Molecule: messenger RNA, 3900 nt
Organism: Exaiptasia diaphana
Lineage: Eukaryota; Metazoa; Cnidaria; Anthozoa; Actiniaria; Aiptasiidae
Product: alpha-mannosidase 2C1
Exons: 31
Coding region: 39-3083 (1014 amino acids)
Biological process (GO): oligosaccharide catabolic process; mannose metabolic process
Molecular function (GO): carbohydrate binding; alpha-mannosidase activity
Source: RefSeq, a predicted model, not a curated record
GGAAUCCAGAAUCGGGUUCCCUGUGUUACGUUGCUAUCAUGGCGGAUGCCCACGUAGCUCGUAAACACUGGAGAUGUACCCUGGAAAGAGCAGAGAAAUUCAUUUCAAAUCAGUUCUUUUCCGAUGUCAACUUGUAUAGCAAGUUGUAUCCCAAAUCCAAACCUGUUUCAUCCAUCASUCACUAUGCUGCUCCCGGUCGCAUUCCAUUCAGUGAAGCAGAAAGAGGAAUCUAUUCUCCAGUGAAAGUAGGGGAUGUCUUUGGACCAACAUGGUCUACACAUUGGUUCAAAGUGACAUGUGAAAUCCCAGAGGAAUGGUAUGGUGAAAGAGUUCAUUUCAGAUGGAAUUCAGGAUGUGAAGCAAUGGUUUGGCAAGAUGGAAAACCAAGACAGGGUUUGACUGGUGCUGAUGGCCACCAACAAAGAACUGACUAUGUAUUGACAUACAAGGCAACUGGAAAACAAAGUUUUAUACUUUACAUUGAAAUGGCAGCCAAUGGCAUGUUUGGUGCUGGAAAGAAUGGCCUCAUCAAUGCACCGGAUCCAUCACUAACUUAUAGUCUAUCUAUGGCAGAGAUUGCUGUCUUUAAUGUCGAAUGUAAUAAGCUUAUUGAUGACCUUGAUGUUAUCAUUGGCCUUGCAAAGAACUUACCUGAGGGAAGUAAACGCUCAUUUGAUGCACUAUAUACAGCUAACAAAAUUGUUAAUGCAUGCUCUGUUGAUAACAAAGAAACAUUUAUUGAAGCUCAUAAAAGUAUAGCAAUGCCUUUCUUUCAACAAAGAAAUGGAGAAAGUCAACACAAGGUUUAUGCUAUUGGGAAUUGUCACAUCGAUUCUGCAUGGCUGUGGCCAGUUGCAGAAACGGUGCGUAAAUGCGGACGAAGUUUUUCAACGGCUGUCAGACUCAUGGAAAAGUAUCCUGAUUUCAAAUUUGCCUGCUCUCAGGCUCAGCAACUUGAAUGGGUCAAGAUUUAUUAUCCAACACUUUUUGAAGAACUCAAGACCUUUGCUGCUAAGGGACAGUUUCUUCCUGUUGGUGGAACCUGGAUUGAAAUGGACGGUAACAUCCCAAGUGGCGAAGCUUUUAUCAGGCAGUUUCUUGUUGGACAAAAGUUCUUUAGAGACGAAUUUGGCAAAGAGUGUGAUGUGUUUUGGUUACCUGAUACGUUUGGUUAUUCAGCGCAAUUACCGCAAAUCAUACAAGGAUCUGGUAUUAAAUACUUUUUGACGCAGAAAAUUAGCUGGAGCCUCAUCAAUAAAUUCCCGUUCAAUACGUUUUUCUGGCAAGGAAUCGAUGGCACAAGAUGCCUGACACACUUCCCUCCUGCUGAUACUUAUGAAUCCAAAGGUGACGCCUGCGAUGUCCUCAAGACAGUACGGCAGCUGAAAGACAAAGGUCGCGUACACGGCAGUGUUUUAUURUAUGGUCAUGGUGACGGAGGGGGUGGGCCAGCAGAAAAGAUGAUUGAAAUGUUGCAAAGAAUGGAAGACGUCGAUGGGUGUCCAAAGGUAUAUUUUGGAACACCAGAUCAAUUCUUCAAAGAAGUCGACGAAAAAGACUCAUCUGAACUUUGCACGUGGGUAGGCGAAUUGUACUUGGAACUACAUCAAGGUACUUUCACUACGCAGGCGCAGAUUAAAGCUGAAAAUCGAAGUGGCGAAUUCCUGCUUCAUGAUGCUGAAAUGAUGUCAGCUUUGGCUUGGUCACUUGGUGGUCAGCGCGCAGAAUUGUAUCCUAGUGACACUUUUCUUCAUAUCUGGAAGCUAUUCCUUUUGAACCAGUUCCACGACAUUCUGCCUGGAAGCUGUAUUCGUGAAGUUGUUACGGAUGCCAUGAAAGCUUACAAAGAAGUACGCAGUGCUGCAAGAGAGAUUUUUGAUUCUGCCUGUGGAAACUUAAUGUCCAUGUUAUCGUGCAAUGCAACUGAGAGAUCCAACAAGCCAGUCCUCAUCAAUACGUUGUGCGUGGACAGACAGGAACUGGUUAUUAUAUCACAGGAAGCAUUCGAUGAAUUACCCAAAGAUGAACGAUCGCUACUGCAAACACAGCAAAUGUAURAUGGACAAAUAGUUGUGUUGGUGUGUGCCCCUAGUGCGAGCGUUGGUGUUAUCAACAGCCCUUCAUCUCGCGUACAUCCAGUGUCUGUUCGACAAGAUAAGGUAAUAAUUGUAUGCUAUUCAUGUAACUUAGAGCGGAUUUCAAAACCAAUUGUGGAACCUACAAACCCAAACGGUCAGCUGAGAAUCACGGAGAAAGGUCCAUUGCGAGUCACUCUAGAGUUUUCUUUGACAAUUGGUCCUUCAAGUUCCUUGACGCAAGUUAUCGUGGUUGAUGCAUGUCACCCUUACGUUAGGUUUGAUACUAAGGUAAACUGGAAUGAGAACAGGAAGUUUCUUAAAGUGGAAUUCCCUGUUGAUGUCCAUGCGAUGAAUGCAACAUAUGAAAUUCAGUUUGGUCAUUUACAAAGACCCACUCAUUGCAAUACGACAUGGGAUUGGGCCAAAUACGAGGUUUGCGGUCAAAGAUGGGUUGAUUUAUCAGAACAUAACUGGGGCGUCUCWCUCAUGACAGACUGUAAAUAUGGCUACUCUACUCACGGCAACACAAUGAUGAUUUCAUUGCUUCGUUCUCCCAAGGCACCUGACGAGGAAGCUGACAUGGGUAUCCACGAGUUCUCGUACUGUAUGUUUCCUCAUUCGGGUACUUUCCAAGAGGCUGGCCUCGUCCGUCAAGCUUACUGCUUCAAUGAUCCUCUUCAUAUUUGCUACCAAAAUGUUGGCAAUGGGUUCAAAUCCAAGUCGUUUUUUCAAGUAGACAAUCCUGCAGUCGUACUUGAUACUGUCAAAAAGGCUGAAGACAUACCAUCAGCAAUUGUUGUUCGGCUCUACGAGUCUUUUGGUGGAAAAACAAAGGCGCGUCUGACGUCGGCACUUAACAUAACCCGCGUCCAAAGGUGUAAUCUAUUGGAAGUACCUGAUGAUAACACAUCAAUCACGUGGUCCUCUAGUGGUACUGACUUGACCUUUGGACCUUUCCAGAUCAUCACUUUGAUAUGUUUCUUAGAGUCACGUGAUGACAAUUAGUUAGAGUCACGUGAUCACAAUUAGCCAAUUAUCUUAUAUGAAAGUAGUCAUUAUUGGACUGUGCAGCCACGCCUUUUUCUUCAACAAAGCAUGGUGGGAGUUAUAGACCUCGUAAAUUUUUUUCAUUAAUAGGACCUAUUAAAAAGUCCUCAUCAGACAUUUUUGCUUUUACUCUUCAGAAAUAGAAGUUUUUGCGACCUUUCCAGAAGAAAAAAAUAUAUGUAUAUGGCUUUUAGAGAGAUUUUUUAGGGCCAAGUGAAAUGUUCAAUGACUAAAAUUCCCAUUAUACUUUAUUUUACAAAAUGGCGUCGCUCAACAUUGCCAAUUAAUAGUAUGACUGGUCUCAUGACGGGACAUAAAAGUUGUCAAAAUACCUUUUUYAACGGGGCUACGUAUUCGAAAUUGUGAAUAGGAAAAGAAUUAUAGAAACGAUUUUUUUCAAGGUUAAAAACCAAAAUUGGCKCAAAAACAGUAAUUUGUUAUACACAACAGGGGCUGAUCCAGCAAUCGUCCAAAGAAGAACAUGGAUCAUCAGGUUUAAUCCAUUUCCAUCUUGUGCUAUUCCGCUGCAUUUUUACGGAGGAUUUUAACCAAUAAGAAAGAAAUAUUUAACAAUAGAUCUUGUUCAAAACAAAUGAUCGCAAAGGCUUUUGGAUKCAAGUGGGCCAGGUAGAAAAAAAAAUAUUGGAAUAUGUACUGAGAGUACAGCAAAUGUUAUAAUUUAUAGAGGAGUAGGUAGCGUGGGGUGUGUAGGUGUGUAGACUAAAAUACGUAGAGACGUGCAUUUUUGAAAUUAAAAAAGCAUAGAUUUCCUGUC